Gorilla gorilla gorilla (western lowland gorilla) is the source of this 5683-nucleotide messenger RNA. It is a transcript of the gene PWWP2A, whose product is annotated as PWWP domain containing 2A. Bases 1257 to 2873 code for a protein of 538 amino acids. Lineage: Eukaryota; Metazoa; Chordata; Mammalia; Primates; Hominidae. The record is from RefSeq and is a predicted model, not a curated record. Gene Ontology annotation, cellular component: nucleus; chromocenter. The transcript is spliced from 3 exons. Gene Ontology annotation, molecular function: chromatin binding.
GCUCUCCCAUCAAGACCCAGGAAUCCUUCUUUCCCAUUUGGGGAAAAAAGCCAUUUAAAAUUUCAUAUUCAAGUAUGGUGUUUGAGGGGAAAGAUGAGAGCAGUUAUUCUGUAUUAUUUAAUCUCAAAUAUCUUUUUUUUUUUUGAGACGGAGUCUCACUCUGUCACCCAGGUUGGAGUGCAGUGGCGCCAUAUCGUCUCACUGCAACCUCCGCCUCCUGGGUUCAAGCGAUUCUCCCACCUCAGCCUCCCAAGUAGCUGGGACUACAGGCGUGCGCCACCAUGCUGGUCUAAUUUUUGUAUUUUUUAACUAGAGCCAGGGUUUCACCAUGUUGGCCAGGCUGAUCUUGAAAUCCUGACCUCAGGUUAUCCACCCGCCUCAGCCUCCCAAAGGGCUGGGAUUACAGGCAUGAGCCGCCGUGCCUGGCCUCAAGUAUCUUUUUUAAAAAUAAUUUUGGAUUAGGGCAUUUGCACUUCUGUUUAUGUUUGUUUGUUUACUUAUUUAAUAGAGACAGUGUCUUGCUGUGCUGCCUAGGCUGGUCUCAGACUCCUGGGCUCAAGCGAUCCUACUACUGCCUUGGCCUUCCAAAGUGCUGAAAUUACAGGCGUGAGCCACUGCGCCCGGCCUGCACUUCUGUUUUCAUAAUUAGAAAGCAGAAUAAGGUGAGUGUGCUUUCUAUUGAUGUAUUUUAUUUAUUUAUUUAUUUAUUUAUUUAUUUUUGAGACGGAGUUUCGCUCUUGUUGUCCAGGCUGCAGUGGUACAAUCUCUGCUCACUGCAACUUCCACCUCCCUGGUUCAAGUGAUUCUCCUACCUCAGCCUCCCAAGUAGCUGGGAUUACAGGCAUGUGCCACAACGCCUGGCUAAUUUUGUAUUUUUAGUAGAGAUGGGGUUUCACCAUGUUGGUCAGGUUGGUCUCAAACUCCUGAUCUCAGGUGAUCCACCCACCUUGGUCUCCCAAAGUGCUGAGAUUACAGGCAUGAGCCACCUCGCCCGGCCUCUACUGAUGUAUAUAAUAGUAAGAGACACUGUGGUGUGUAUGCUGUUGAAUGAAACAGAAGAGAUGGCCAGUGAUUGUGUGAGAAUCUGGAUUUCAAAUCUGCAAAAGGAAGGUGCAGAAGAGACCAUGAAACGUAUGGUGCAAUAGCCCUACUUUUGGUGGGAAAAAUAUACAGCCAUUCUGGUGAAGCAGUUUGGGCCCCAUGGUAUCCCUGUGACAGUAUUUCCCAAAAGGGAAUAUAAGGAUAAACCAGAAGCCAUGCCGCUCCAAAGUAAUACAUUCCAAGAAGGGACAGAAGUCAAGUGUGAAGCAAAUGGUGCUGUUCCCGAUGACCCUUCUCCCGUCCCGCAUCCCGAGCUGAGCUUGGCUGAAAGCCUGUGGACUUCCAAACCACCACCUCUCUUCCAUGAAGGAGCACCUUAUCCUCCCCCUUUGUUUAUCAGGGACACAUAUAACCAAUCAAUACCUCAGCCACCUCCUCGGAAAAUUAAGCGACCCAAACGAAAAAUGUACAGGGAAGAACCCACUUCAAUAAUGAAUGCUAUUAAACUACGACCCAGGCAAGUUCUGUGUGAUAAAUGUAAAAACAGUGUUGUUGCUGAAAAAAAGGAAAUUAGAAAAGGUAGUAGUGCAAGUGACUCUUCUAAAUAUGAAGAUAAAAAACGGAGAAAUGAAAGUGUAACUACUGUGAACAAAAAACUGAAAACUGACCAUAAAGUGGAUGGGAAAAACCAAAAUGAAAGCCAGAAAAGAAAUGCUGUGGUUAAGGUUUCAAAUAUUGCUCACAGCAGAGGCAGAGUGGUAAAAGUUUCUGCUCAGGCAAAUACAUCAAAAGCUCAGUUAAGUACUAAAAAAGUUCUCCAGAGUAAGAACAUGGAUCAUGCGAAAGCUCGGGAAGUGUUAAAAAUUGCCAAAGAAAAGGCACAAAAGAAGCAAAAUGAAACCUCUACUUCCAAAAAUGCACAUUCAAAAGUCCAUUUCACACGUCGAUAUCAGAAUCCUAGCUCAGGUUCCCUUCCACCCCGGGUUCGUUUAAAACCACAGAGGUACAGGAAUGAAGAAAAUGACUCUUCUCUGAAGACAGGACUUGAGAAAAUGCGGAGUGGCAAGAUGGCACCCAAGCCCCAGUCUCGCUGCACCUCUACCCGCUCAGCAGGUGAGGCCCCUUCAGAAAAUCAGAGUCCCUCAAAAGGCCCUGAAGAGGCCAGCAGUGAGGUUCAGGACACAAAUGAAGUGCAUGUGCCUGGUGAUCAGGAUGAACCACAGACAUUGGGCAAAAAGGGCAGCAAAAACAAUAUCUCUGUUUACAUGACCCUAAAUCAAAAGAAAUCUGACUCUUCCAGUGCUUCAGUGUGUAGCAUUGAUAGCACAGAUGAUUUGAAAUCUUCCAACUCUGAGUGUAGUUCUUCUGAAAGCUUUGAUUUUCCUCCAGGCAGUAUGCAUGCACCUUCCACCUCCUCCACUUCCUCCUCUUCAAAGGAAGAGAAAAAGCUCAGUAAUUCCUUGAAAAUGAAAGUCUUUUCCAAAAACGUCUCUAAAUGCGUCACACCAGAUGGCAGGACCAUAUGUGUAGGGGACAUUGUUUGGGCCAAGAUAUAUGGCUUCCCUUGGUGGCCAGCCCGUAUUCUUACUAUAACUGUGAGCCGGAAAGAUAACGGCCUUUUAGUCCGACAGGAGGCCCGUAUUUCAUGGUUUGGGUCUCCAACAACAUCUUUCCUUGCUCUUUCACAACUCUCCCCCUUUUUAGAAAACUUCCAGUCACGCUUUAAUAAGAAGAGAAAGGGCCUGUAUCGCAAGGCUAUCACAGAGGCAGCUAAGGCUGCCAAGCAGCUGACCCCCGAAGUGCGGGCUUUGUUGACACAGUUUGAAACGUGAACAUGGGCAGUAAGGUAGGCAAGACCAUUGGAAGUCACCACAGAUUUUCUAGUCUAGUUAGGAAUAAUUUCUACAAAAUAGCGUGGCCGGAUUGGAGAGAGAAGUUGCACUCAGUUGGCUGGCUUUUUAAUACUUACCUUAUAGCCAUUUUUAGACUGAGAGCUUAAACUGAACAUAUAAUCAAAUUUUGUGUUAAGGAAGUGAGAUUUUAGCAGUAUUUUUCAGUUUUGAAGUUCAAAACCAUCCCAAGGCAUAGGAGCCAUAGCCUCAACUGAAAUUGAAUUUUUGUAGGGACUGUUAAUUGCCAUUUGUACCUAAUACUGUAUAUAUACAUAUAUAUAUGUGUAUAUAUAUAUAUAUAUACACCCGUGUAUAUAUAUAUAUACCCAUGUAUAUAUAUAUAUACCCGUGUAUGUAUAUAUAUACACACGUAUAUAUGUAUAUAUACACACAUAUAUAUAUAUAUGAAAUAUAGCCUGUCACUGUGUGACACAGAUUGCAUAUUUGGGAUUGCAAUAAGGGCUUGGUGAGCUGGGGGAAUAGUGUGGAUAUUUAAUGACUACUUGUUUUUUAAAUAAUGAACACUUAGCCUUUCUAUGCGCAUAAUGGUGUAAAAGUUAGAUGGUUAGGUGUUUGACAAACAGAUGGUUGCUAUUCAGUUACAGACUGGGGAAAUAGCCCAGUGUUUGGGAUUAAAACUGUCAAGACUGGAUAGGUGUUAGUCAUCACUGUCUUUCGUCCAGUGGGGAUUUAAUAAAUACUUUCACGCUUCUGGUUUGGGAGUUUAGAUAGGUUUGAUUUUGGAUUUGUAAAUAGUGAUUGCUAAAUUUGGUCAGAUUUCUCCUGACUGGCUGUUCCUAAAUUCUUAGGAUGUGUCCCAGUAAAAUUAUACUUUGUGAAUUAAUUGUCAUAUGUGUAAUUGUUGCAUUUUGGAUGUACCUAAUUUGAUAAUUAAAACAAAAUAAUUUCCGUUUAAGGUAUCUGUUUGCAGGUCAGAAAAUGAGAAAAUGUAAUUGUGUAAUGCUCUGAAAUGUAAAAAAAAAAAAAAAAAAAAAACCAAAAAAAAGCUGUAAAUAAAAUCAACUAAAUCCAAAUUAUUUGUGUGUGUUUCUCAAAAAGCUUUGAAAAAUUUCAAGAUGGUAGAAAAUUAUUCUUUGUAAGAGUGUUUAGAAGAGAUGAAAAAUCAAACUUUUAUUUUGCUAUUUGCCCUAUCAGGAAAUAUAUUAUCUGAGAUAAGAAAACUUCAAAUAAUGAGAGAUGAAUCAGUAUAUUCUCAAAAUAAGAUUUUGUAGUAUAGAGGUUUGAUAAUGCUUUUAGAUUUGAUACCCCCUUCCUGCCAAUUUCUCAUAAAUGUGUGAAUUUUAAUUUUUAGCCUUAAUAUUUCAUCACAUGUUUCCUCUUUUUACAUUCGGGUAAUUACAACCGGUCUCUUCUGUUUGGUUUUCUGCCUCAUGUAUCGCUGCUUUUGGGGCUAGUAACUUAGCUUACUAUUUUUCUACAUGGUCCAUCUGUCCCUAAGAUUUGAUUUCUUAUUUUCCAUUUUUAGCUUUGUAUUAGUAGUGAGAAAUAUAUCUGAUUGGCUGUGGAGGCAAGUUUAUCUCAAGAUUUUUAAAGUUGAUUUCAUACUUUUUGUGUCUUAACUUUGGGAGAUCUAAUUUCAAUACUUUUAGAAAUUUAAAAUUUAGCAGUUUUUUGUGGAUUUCUAAAUCCAAUUUGAAGUAGUUACUAUGGAACUCAUAAUGAAAAGAUUAAUGGAGAUUGAAAAUCAAUAGUCUUGUCAGCUUUCUUAAGGUUAUUGACUGAUUGCGAAUUUUUGCAAAAGCAAGUAGAAUUUCUUCUGGGGAACUCACUCAAUGCUUUUUGAUUAUAAUAAACACACAUUUUAAAAACAGAUGUUUCACUUGAGUAGAACAUAUUCUUUCCUGCAAACAGAAACAGCUAUACUUAAAAAAAAAAAUUCUUUGAAAUUCAGUGUGGUUGAGAAGUUAUAAGGAACUAUCCUAAAAGAUUUUCCAAGUAUUUGUUUCAGAUUAAUGAACUUGUUCAAUCAGGUGUUUUUAAAAGUUUGAAAUCUAAAGUUCAGAAAGACUUAAAAGUCAUCAAAAUAUGUAAUUCCAAGGCUUUGUGUAAUGAUCUGGGUGAGUUUUAACAGUAGUUUGAAGUAGACAUUACUAAUAUGGUCAAGUGCUUGGUAAAUAUGCUGUUGUGGCAUAAACCAAAUUGGAUUUGUUUCAGAAGCCAUGGGGAAAGAGAAGAAAAAAAAAUCAUGAUUGUUGAAUAUAAAAAUAACAAUCAGUUUUGUAGAACACACCUUUGAGGAAAAGGUUGAGCAUAUCACAAAUGAUAUGCCAAAUGACCCCUUCGUUUUAAACUGGCAGUCUGGCAUAUUUCAUUUGCAGUUUCAGUAGGGAAGCAAGUUUUAAAGAAUCUGUCUAAUCUUAAAUGUGUAUUCUAAACUCUAAUAGCUGAAUAUUAAAAACUUUUAUUCCAAUGGAAAUGUCUUAGAUAAAUUUGUCCAGUAUCUACUGCAGAUGGAGAUAGAGUUGAAUUGGGUAGUUGUAGCCACUUUAUAUUUCUCUUUGAAAUGAUAAAAGGCACUUAUUCUUGAUACGGAGAUAACAGAAGUGGGUAUUUUUUCCCCUUGGAGUGGGAGUAAACUGGCUUAGACCAAAUCUGCGGCUUAAGAGUCGUGGCUAAAACAAAGGAUUGGCCAGGGGAGAAAUCAAGUGAAGGAAGAGUUGUGAAAGCUAAGAAUGUUUUUAUUUCUGGAAAUUCUCAGAAACGUAAAGCAUCAGAGUAUUUUUCCCUUU